UCGUACGUUAACAAAAAGUACGCACACAAUACGUCGUACGACUUUUUGACGUUUGAUAUAGAUUUUGUUGUCAUUUUGAAAUUAUUGAUUUGAUACUUUUGGUUUGAGUUUGGCUGAGUUUUAAAAUUAUUUAAUAAAAUGGAUUUUGAAAACGAAGAUUUAGUUUUAAUAAUGUCUCUUUUUCAAAUGUCGUAUAUUUAUUUAAAAUAUUAUAGUAAAGUUAAUACGCGAAGGUGGUGGGUGAGGCCAGUGUACCAGGAAAGAAAUGAAAAGGGGUAUUUCGAAACCACUUUUAAAUUCAUCAAAGAAAAUGAUCCUGAUCUAUUCUUUAAAUCAACAAGAAUGAAUCACAUCCAAUACAACUUGUUGUUGAGUUUAGUCAAAAAGCGUUUGACGAAAUCGUCGAUUCGAAAAGCUAUAAGCCGAGAAUGUAGAAUGGUGUUAACCUUGACAUAUCUGUCACAAGGAGUAACACCUAAUUAUUUGGCAUGGUCUUUUCGGAUGGGUGCUUCAACAGUUCGAAAAAUAAUUGUUGAAACAUGUAUGGUGUUCUGGGAUGUUUUAUCCCCAAUUUAUAUGCCGGAACUCAAUCAAUCCGACUGGAAGAAAAUUAGUAAAGAGUUUGGUGAAAGGUGGAACAUGCCCAAUUGCGUUGGCAGCAUAGAUGGGAAGCACAUAGAAAUAAAAUGCCCUCCAAACUCGGGAUCUAAAUAUAUAAAUUACAAAGGGUAUUUUAGCAUUGUGCUUCUCGGGGUCUGCGACGCCAAUUAUACUUUCAGUGCUGUUGAUGUUGGCGCAUACGGCAGUCAGAGUGAUGCUGGAAUUUUUAGGAAUUGCGAAAUAGGAAAAAAAAUACUGACAAAUUCCAUAAACUUUCCACCACUUGAAAACCUUCCCAACUCCCAGAAAAAAGUUCCAUAUUACUUUGUUGGCGACAGUGCUUUUCCGCUGAGAAUGAACCUUAUGAGGCCUUACCCAGGGAUUUUUUUGAAUAAACGGGAAGAAGUUUUCAAUUACAGGCAAUCUAGAGCCAGAAGAGUAAUUGAAAAUACAUUUGGAAUCCUAGCGGCUCGAUGGCGAAUUCUCGGAAAGGCAAUUGAAUUCCAUCCCGAAAGUGCCGACAAAAUUGUGCUUGCGUGUACAAUUUUGCAUAAUUUUUUAAAAAUUACCGAUGUGGUACACAACUCCAAAACAUAUUGCCCCGACCUGUAUUGUGACAGUUACAAUGAGCAUGGAGAACGAUUCAAUGGUGGUUGGCGACAGGAAAGCAUUAAUUUGCUUCCAGUGCGCAGACUUGGAUCAAAUAACCGAGCAGACGGUGCAGCCGAAAUGAGAAAUACUCUCACAAAUUAUUUUUUGAACGAGGGAAAAGUUAGUUUUCAACCUCAAUAA
Eupeodes corollae is the source of this 1392-nucleotide messenger RNA. Its product is annotated as putative nuclease HARBI1. NCBI's taxonomy places the organism in Eukaryota, Metazoa, Arthropoda, Insecta, Diptera, Syrphidae. The record is from RefSeq and is a predicted model, not a curated record. The transcript has 2 exons. The coding region runs from base 139 to 1392 and encodes 417 amino acids.